UAAACUGCCUGCUUAGUGUGAAGAGGGGCGGAGGGAAAAGAAGAAUCUAAGGAAGCAGGAGCACGAGCAGCUUUUUCCCUUUCCUCUUACAAAAUUUCAACAAACAAAGCACUGAGCAUUAUCCUCGUGAUAGAGAGAGAAAUCCCACGCAAAACUAAGUUGUGCUAGAGAGAAGGGCUGAAGUGGGGGGUUGUGUUCGCCGGGCAAAAUGACCGCCGGUGGAUGUUCAGGAAGGUUGCCUACUUGGAAGGAGAGAGAGAAUAAUAAGAGAAGAGAGAGGAGGAGAAGAGCCAUAGCUGCUAAGAUUUAUGCAGGACUUAGAGCUCAGGGGAACUUUAAACUUCCUAAACAUUGUGAUAAUAAUGAAGUCUUGAAAGCUCUCUGCCUUGAGGCUGGCUGGAUCGUUGAAGAUGAUGGCACCACCUAUCGCAAGGGCUGCAAGCCACCCCCAUCAGAGAUUGCUGGCAUUCCAACAAAUAUCAGUGCAAGUUCUUCUGUUCAACCCAGUCCACAAUCCUCAAAUUUCCCAAGUCCGGUACCUUCCUACCAUGCCAGUCCAACAUCCUCCUCAUUUCCAAGCCCCAGUAGGUAUGAUGGAAACCCCUCCAAUUACCUCCUUCCUUUCCUUCGAAACAUAGCUUCAAUCCCCACGAACCUUCCUCCUCUUAGAAUAUCCAAUAGUGCUCCUGUAACCCCACCACUUUCUUCCCCAACUUCUAGAAGUUCAAAGAGGAAAGCUGAUUGGGAAUCCUUUUCAAAUGGCUCUCUGAAUUCUUUUCACCAUCCUCUUUUUGCUGUUUCUGCCCCUUCCAGCCCUACCCGACGCCAGCAUCUUGCACCAGCAACAAUACCAGAAUGUGAUGAGUCUGAUGCCUCUACUGUGGACUCUAGUCGCUGGGUAAGUUUUCAGGCAGCUGCUUCCCAGGUAGCUCCUCCUUCACCAACAUUUAAUCUUGUUAAACCAGUGGCUCAGCAGAGUGGUUUUCUGGAUGGAGUUGAUGGGCAUGGAGGAUUAGGCUGGGGGGCAGCAGCAGAGAGGGGGAGAGGAUCGGAGUUUGAAUUUGAGAAUGGGAGGGUGAAGCCAUGGGAGGGUGAGAGGAUUCACGAGAUAGGGGUGGAUGACCUUGAGCUCACACUUGGGUGUGCAAAGGCUCAUUAAGCUAAUAGAUAGUUAAUCUUUGGAAUGUAAGGACAAUGAAAAUAAUUGGAGUGAGUUGUGCAUUCUCAAUGGUAUAUUGCGAACCAUCUUAGCUAAUGGAAUGCCAAUGCUACGGGUUCACCUGAGACUUCUUUCAUUGCGUGGAAACCUUGAAUUCAUAUUUGAGUAUGAAUUCUGUGCAUCCUAUCUAUCCUUUUAGAUGUACAGUUUCUUCUUUUUGGAGCCAUUGCGGGUAUCUGCAUUUAUCUGAUUCCAUCGCUUAGCAAAAUUUCUGGCAGGAAGGCUAAGGUUCCCAAAUUUUCAUGUACGGAGAAAAGACUGGUGCAAGUAGGUAUGGAAGGCUGUAUUCUCCCUUCAUCUGUUUAGAUUCAGAGUUCUUUUUUUCUUCAAAUUUUCGUUGACUAUAGUGCCAUAUUUAAAUGUUAUUAGGGUGGCCUUUGGAAGCUUUUAAUAUCUAGCAUAUAGAUCGUGUAUUUCCCUUGUUAUUGAGCUGUUUCUUAUCCUCUGUAGACUUUGAAGAAACAUGACCUCAAAACCAUUUGAAGCUGAUAUUUGCCUUUUAAUUAGAUCGUCUUUUUGAUCAAA
Molecule: messenger RNA, 1744 nt
Organism: Manihot esculenta (cassava)
Lineage: Eukaryota; Viridiplantae; Streptophyta; Magnoliopsida; Malpighiales; Euphorbiaceae
Product: BES1/BZR1 homolog protein 2
Exons: 2
Coding region: 209-1159 (316 amino acids)
Biological process (GO): DNA-templated transcription; brassinosteroid mediated signaling pathway
Molecular function (GO): DNA-binding transcription factor activity
Source: RefSeq, a predicted model, not a curated record